This is a messenger RNA of Bacillus rossius redtenbacheri, 991 nucleotides long. RefSeq names its product diuretic hormone 45 (gene Dh44). Gene Ontology annotation, cellular component: extracellular region. The record is from RefSeq and is a predicted model, not a curated record. The transcript is spliced from 5 exons. Gene Ontology annotation, molecular function: hormone activity. Bases 34 to 549 code for a protein of 171 amino acids. NCBI's taxonomy places the organism in Eukaryota, Metazoa, Arthropoda, Insecta, Phasmatodea, Bacillidae.
AGCUGUCUGCCUGUCGACCUGUUGCUGCCCCUCAUGGCGAGCCACGAGAUGGUGCGGUCCGCGCUGCUGCCGACGCUGCUGCUCCUGGCGGCGAGUAGCGAGAUCACGGCGGCGCCCGCCUACUUAGACGCGCAGUCGCUAGAGGCGCUGGGCGAGCUGGUGGGGCCCGCGGACGCGGACGCAGCGCUCCUGGCGGCCGGCAAGCCGAACCUGCAGGGCUGGGAGCCGGCGCCGGACCCGCGCUACUACCUGCUCACCGAGCUCGACCGAGAUCCCGCUCAGCAGGCGCCGCGGCGGGUGAAGAGGCACGGCGGGGGCCCCUCCCUGUCCAUCGUGAACCCUCUGGACGUGCUGCGACAGCGGCUGCUGCUGGUGCUGGCCCGCCGGCGCAUGCGCCAGUCCGAGGAGCAGAUCCAGGCCAACAAGGAGCUGCUGGAGAAGAUCGGCAAGCGCGACGCGGGUCGCCUCUCGGGUGUCAGCAGGUUUGCAGACUUGUCCAACUGGUCAACGAGGCCUCGCUGGGGUGACGACUAUGCGUCUUCGCACUAGUCCUAAAAUGAAUCUGCCCACUCCUGCCCCAGUCCGUGAUGUCGCCCGCCCCGACUGAACCAGCCUCUGCUCUCAACCCCCCGCCCCUCGUGAACCCCGGCCGCGCCUGUUUCGUCCCCCCAGGGACCUGCUGGGAGCACAAGUACAACCUGUAGAACAAAGACUUAAUGUAUUUAUCAGGAGAGAAAAAGAAAAAGUAUUAUUAGCUGGACCACGCAUACAUACACCCUUUUAAAAACAUAAGUAAAUGUUGUUGGAUAUAGAUGUUUCUAAAGUUAGUUCCUUUCUAUUCCUGUUCUGGAGCCACUUGUGUUUGUAGCUAGCAGAGCUGCGGGAUCAGCCUCCUCACACUGUACAGUUGUAACAUACAUUGUCAUUAGGAAUACUGUGAAGUAGUUUCAGUUGUUUUCUGUUUCAAUAAAUGAUUGCUUAUUAAUAACGA